Amorphotheca resinae ATCC 22711 is the source of this 321-nucleotide messenger RNA. RefSeq lists its product as hypothetical. The coding region runs from base 1 to 321 and encodes 106 amino acids. NCBI's taxonomy places the organism in Eukaryota, Fungi, Ascomycota, Leotiomycetes, Helotiales, Amorphothecaceae. The transcript has 2 exons. The record is from RefSeq and is a predicted model, not a curated record.
AUGGAGCUGCGGAUGGCCUGGCAAUGCUGUCUGGUAGACGGGCAGCUAGCAGCUAGCAGCGCUCUUUGCUUUCUUUGGUCGCGGCGGGGAUUCGCCCUGCACGACGGCCUUGCGAGGAGGGCUCGAAAUGGAGCGCCUGGGAUCCUGGGACUCUGGGAGCCCUGGGAGACCUGGCACUGGCAGCAAUCCUUGCCGACCACGACCACCAGGAGAGCCAGAAUAAUACCGAGACCUGGCACGCCGAAUCAGACCCAGCAGCGACGGCGGAAGAGGACGAAUGCGCGCUCCACGCGCUCGGCCGUUGCUGGAGCGGUCCAGUAG